AUGCAUGUUUUUCCAAAAAAUAUGAAAAAUUCGAGUUGUAAUAAAAAUAAGAAAACUAAUGAAAGGCAAAAAGUUUUAGAUUUUCCAAAUGAUCCAAAUGAGUUUGAGAAAAGUAGUGAUUCAGAUAAAGAGAUAUCGGUUGUUAAUAGAACGAUAAAAUCUAAAAUAUUUAUGUCACUAGAUAAAGAUAUUAAAAAUAAUAACAAAAAUAGCACAAGUAAAAAUAAAUAUGGAAAUAAUUCCCCAAAAUUAAUACAAGGGAGUAUACAAAAGGCAAAGAAAAUUGAUGAAGCAGAAUUUACAGAAAAGAAUAAGACAUUACCAUCAUCAAAUAAAUUAUCAUCUUCUCUUUAUUUGGCAAAAAAAAGUGAAAAGUCUUUUAUACCUAAAAAGAAUACUAUUAUUAACGAAUCUGGAAUAUUAGAUACUAUAAAAAAAUCAGAUGAUAAUUGCUUAGAAUCAAAAUGUAAUAUUUAUGAGACAAAAUCUAUUGGGAUAAAAAAAGAAACAUAUAGACAUAAAAAUAAUGGAGAGUUAGAGUAUAGUGAAAAUAAUGCACAUCACAAACUUGAUAACUCAAUAAGCCAAUCUAAAAUAGAUGAAUACAACAAUGGAUCUGAUGAGCAUUUUACAGAAAAUUAUUCUUACAACAAUUUAACAGAAAAUAAUAACAGUUACUAUUAUCCCCUAAAAGAUUAUAAAAUAUCUCAUCAAUCAAAUGAUAAUAAUUACAUUUAUAGUAUAAAUAAAAAUUGCGUAUUAAAAAAUGAACCAAAUAAUGAUACUAAUAGCGAAGUUAUCAAAUAUGGGAAAUUUGAACUCGAUGAAAUAAAUAAAGAAUUAGAAAAAAUUAUUGAAGAAGAAAAUGAUAUACACGAAAAAUUAAUAUAUCUCACUAAUAAAGAACUUGAUAUAACUUUAAAAGUUAAACAAAAAAAUAAUGAGAAAAACUUGUAG
Messenger RNA from Plasmodium yoelii, 957 nucleotides. RefSeq names its product conserved Plasmodium protein, unknown function. The transcript has a single exon. Lineage: Eukaryota; Apicomplexa; Aconoidasida; Haemosporida; Plasmodiidae. The record is from RefSeq and is a predicted model, not a curated record. The coding region runs from base 1 to 957 and encodes 318 amino acids.